Molecule: messenger RNA, 7820 nt
Organism: Amblyraja radiata (thorny skate)
Lineage: Eukaryota; Metazoa; Chordata; Chondrichthyes; Rajiformes; Rajidae
Product: nuclear receptor subfamily 6 group A member 1
Exons: 12
Coding region: 131-1609 (492 amino acids)
Biological process (GO): regulation of DNA-templated transcription
Molecular function (GO): DNA-binding transcription factor activity; zinc ion binding; sequence-specific DNA binding
Source: RefSeq, a predicted model, not a curated record
GCGGGUCGCGAGACCAGCCCAGUCGGGCGUUAUCGCGGUGCGCGAGCGAGCGGACGGACGCGCGGGGCUGACAGGUAACGGCGAUGGACGACGGUCACUGAGCUCCCAGCCAGAGCGCAACACCCAAAGGAUGGAGAUCGAGAAAAGAACCAAUGGCUACGAAUACGAAGAGAAGAACGGUUUAAAGCCCAUCAGUAGUUUUUAUGAUGACCACCCACUAGAAAAUGACCAGUCUAAUACCAGUACAGAUGUACAACAUUUAGAGUCAUCAUCAGUGCUUCAGAUGAACUCACUAAACAAUGAUCGCACUGAUCAGCGAACCUGCCUUAUUUGUGGAGACACAGCUACGGGUUUGCACUAUGGUAUCAUUUCGUGUGAGGGAUGCAAAGGCUUUUUCAAACGUAGUAUUUGCAACAAGCGGGUUUACAGAUGCAGCCGAGACAAAAAUUGUGUCAUGUCACGCAAGCAACGAAACAGAUGCCAGUACUGCCGACUACUUAAGUGUCUCCAAAUGGGCAUGAACCGAAAAGCAAUCAGGGAGGAUGGAAUGCCGGGAGGUAGAAACAAAAGUAUUGGUCCUGUUCAGAUAUCUGAAGAAGAGAUUGAAAGAAUUAUGUCGGGACAAGAAUUUAAGGAGGAGGCUAACAAUUCGUGGAGUAACAAUGGAGACAGUGAUCACAGCUCCCCUGGCAACGGUAUAUCUGAGGGGAACCAACCAUCACCUGUUUCUACUCCUUCCUCAAGCAGAUCAAUGGAACUGAAUGGGUACACUGCACUCAGGGAUCAAUUCAUAGGGACACCAGUCUCCGCGCACUAUCAGUACCUGCCGCACCUUUUUAGUUAUGCUGCUCAUUCGGGUCUGUUGCCACCUCAACCCCGCAACUUAGAUCCUCAGUCACAUACUCUGGUAAGCCAGUUGGUUGGAGCAGAAGACCUUGAACCUCUUGCAACACCAAUGCUGAUUGAAGACGGGUAUAAAGUAACUCAGGCAGAACUAUUUGCUCUGCUUUGCCGCUUGGCCGAUGAGUUGCUUUUCAGGCAAAUUGGCUGGAUCAAAAAGUUGCCAUUUUUCUGUGAAUUAUCAAUCAAAGAUUACACCUGCUUGCUAAGUUCCACCUGGCAGGAGCUCAUCCUCCUUUCUUCCCUCACUGUCUAUGACCGACAAAUUUUUGGAGAUCUUGCUGAUGUCACUUCAAAGUAUGCGCCAUCUGAUGAAGAACUCCAAAGAAUGAUUAUUUAUUGCAGAUUCAGUGAGGAGGGAAUGGAAGUUAUGGAACGACUAAUCUACCUCUUUAGAAAAUUUCAACAGCUGAAGGUUAGCAAUGAGGAAUAUGUUUGCAUGAAAGCCAUCAACUUUCUCAAUCAAGAUAUUGGGGGCCUGACCAAUGUGUCUCAGUUGGAGCAGUUGAACAAGCGUUACUGGUAUGUGUGCCAGGAUUACACUGAGUUCAAGUACCCGCACCAGACCAAUCGUUUCCCUGAACUCAUGAUGUGUCUGCCAGAAAUACGCUACAUUGCAGGUAAACUGGUCAAUAUUCCUUUGGAACAGCUGCCUCUGCUUUUCAAAGCAGUCCUGCACUCAUGUAAAGCCAACACAAGUAAAGAAUGAGCCAUCAGCAUGUGGCCCUUGAAUUUUCCAUGCCUUACUGCCUCAGGUGAAGAAGGAAUACAGAUGGGGAAUAAAGUUGAUCAAGGUUUGGAGAACAGGGAAAAUGCUCAGAUUGAGAGUGAAACCCUGUAACUCUGACAACAGCUAUAUUUUACUUUAUCUAUUUAUUUCAUGACAGAGUUGAAUGUAUGAUCUUCAACGCAGUGCACAUGCUUCUGUACAAUGCAGUUAAUGAAUUUCCUUGCAGUUUACGGUAUGUAGGGUGUUAUUGUUACAGUAUUGCCAUUUUAGGUCUAGUUGAAUAUUUUAUAUUUUGGGGGGAGGGGGCUGAGAAAAGUUUUGUUUAUUAAGACUACCUCAAUAAUGAGAUGACUAUUUGCGUCUCUCUCCAUUUCAAAUGCCUUAAGGCUAUCACUAAAGUGGUCCAUUCUGGCAAGCUGCUGCCUUGUUACAACAAAUCGGUACUAACUGCAGUCAGAUCGAUUGUAAAAUGUAUUUGCCUCUAUUUCCAGGCUUUGCAAGAGGGUUUAUUGUUAAAUUUUGAUAUGUGUUGUGUGAGCAUCAUUUUUGUAUACAAAUUCAGUUGGGAUCCUGCAGAAGGAUGGUGCAAUAAAGUGCAUCCAGGUGCUGCAACCAGGUUAUUUACAAGCAGUGUUUUUGUUUUCUCUGAGGCAGUUACAGUGACCUCUAAUUGGAAAAUGUAAUUAAUUUCCUCUUAAGGCUCAUACUUUAUUAAUAUUCCAUUUGAUACUGAUGCAGAUGCUUAGAAAAAGUUGUGCCAUCUUGGAAUAUUUACUGUAAACCAAAAAACCCUGCUCCACAAUACAGGAAUAUUGAUGGUGUUAUAUUAUUAACACUGGCCCAGAGCAGACAGGUUGUCAUGGUCAAAUAUCAAUGGGAGGUCCACCCAUAUGCUUCUAAAAUAAAAACCAAAGAUUUCGUAAACAGGAAAUGGUAAAUAUAUUUUAGGUUUAUUGUGCAUUGUUUCUUUAAAAUUUCAAGCAGUUGUAAAUUAUUUGUAAGUCCUUGCCUAGGGAUAACAUUAUACGGAGCUAAAAUAAGUUAUAAAGUUUUAUUCUCAUUUGACUUUUGGAAACUUGAAGUACAAGGCAGCAUUGCUUUCCAAGGCACGUGCACCUAGAUUUCUUCCCCGUCAACACCAUUUUUUUGUGAGGAUAUUAUCUUUAUUUGACCUACCUUGCCCAUGAGAAAGUAAAGUUGUGUUUUAGACAUGGUAGCAUAGACUAAAUUAAAUUGAUCACAAAAGGGAUCCAAGUGAGAUGGGACUGUUUAUGGGGAAAGAUUGUUUGGCAAGCCUUUUUAUCAUUCUCAAGUCAUUAUCAUGAAGAUUCCUUUAUAAUCUAGUUAACUUUAGAGUGUUCACCUGUUAAAUGUUUAAUAUGGAUGUAGGCAGAGGGAAGAAAUGGAUUUGUCUAGGAAUACUUGCACAAUUAUGAAAUUCAGAACUACAGUCUCUUUCCUGUAAAUGAUCAAGAUAUUGUACACUAUUUUGUAUACUAUCAUUAUUUUAUAAGUCAAAGACUCAGCAUAUGUCACUGAAUUAAUUGAAACUCCGUAACAUGGCCAAUUCCUCUCACAGUAUCCAAAUCCACUCAUUGGUUCUUUCUUUAAGCUACAUGCCUUGCUGAAAACUUUGAUCAUUACUGAAGUCAAACCUAUUCUUUGAACCUCACCUUUCAGGCAACAAUGAUGCUCUAUCCUGAACCUUCUUCGUUUUACAGUUCUACCUUCUAAGUCUACUCGUGGCUUGGUGGGAGAGUUAUUUCAAUAUUGUUAAGUCAUUGUUCCCUGUGAUCUCAAAGGUUGUCAAGAACCUCUGAAAUUUAACUUUAGUUCCACAAAAUGUUCAUACUUCGUGAGGGAUUAACCUAAUAUAAACUUCUGUGAGUAAUGCUGGGCAAUGAAUUGAUUUACAUUAAUAUUAAACAAAAUAAAAAUCUUAGUGCAUUUACUUGCGGUAGAUGGGAAUUUUGUACGGUGAUAUUCGUGGUUGCAGUUAACUUAUUAAAGUUGUUUCCCAUCGGUGGCCUGCUAACAUAAUUCCAAAAUGUACAUGCACACAGUAUACACUCCUCAUGUGAAAUAGAUUCUAUACGACCUAUUUUACCUCAGAUGGUCACGGAGGAUUUGUAGGUGCCUUUUUACCUCAAUUUUUAUUUCCCCACUAGUUAAAACAAAACAAGAAAACCUUUUUGUAUGAGGUAUUCUUUCAGCUCCCUAUCCUACUUUGUGAUCACAUUUAUUCAAUCAUUCCUGCAAACAGACUCCAGAUAUGCUCAGUUUAAGGCAAGAGAUUUAUGCCAUUUAUCAAAAUUCCGGACUCUAUUCUGAUAGAAAAUAAUGAAUAUUGCAUAAGCUAUUGACAUUUUUUUACAAAAAGCCUCUCCACUGUAUAAUCAUUCAGUAAAAAUUGGUCAAAACUGUUCAUAAAUUGGCAUGGAAAUGAUUAGGGACAACAAAAAAGUUCACAAAAUGCUCCAAGAAUAGCUAUAAUGCUUUGAGCUUAAUCUGCUUGAAAAUUGACAUACCUGAACUCUUAAAUGCAGGCGUCUUCAUCUUGAUCGUCGUCACAAGUCUUUUAUGGCUUGUUUUAAAACAGGGUAAAGUGAAUGUGUUGUGUUGCAUACGAAAAUUACUCAGGUAUUAUGAUGAAAGUAGAUGAACUAGUUUUAGAAGUAGAUUUUUUUAACCACAAGUAUCAUUCUCUUUUAAAUUGCAAUUGAGGGGAAUGGUUGGAAGGCUGGAUUUUUUUAAUCAGGGAAUUGAAAUUAUUUUUUCGAAAAAACAUGGAUGAUCUGAAACCAGUUUGUCUCUGCACAAUUAAAAAAAAAAAAGCAAGCUGAAUGUUAAUAGUUUUAUUUAAAUAAAUUUCCCAACAAUGUGGGCAACAUUUGCCAAGUAAGGGUUCAGAAUUAUUAGAUGGUACUUUCCACUCAACACAAUAAUGGGUUUUGAUCUUAAUCACUUUUGUUAGAUUUCCAAUUUCUACCUAAAACUAAUAUUUGCAUGAUGAUUGUAAAAUUUAAUGUGGGUUCCAAGUAAGGCAUCUUCCACAAUUGGAGGUAGGGAUAGUAAAUCAGUUACAAUUCAAAUCAUGAAUCCUGCUUAAUCUCAAUGCUUUCAGCGCUGGUCAUGUAACUGUUCUUUGGCAUUUUGUUCUUCCUUCCCAAUCACAAUGGAAUCAGCUUGUGGAGGCAAAAAAUAAUUUGUGUACCCAUUUCUAGUUGUUAAUUAUCAAACACUUGAUCAUUCUAAGAAUUACUUGGUAAAUGUUUAAUACAUAUGUUUGAAAACAACCAGCCAGUAAAUGUGAAUUGAUUGAAAUGCAACCAAAACCCAGUAUAUGGAACUAAAAGGACUUUGUAUCACUGUGGAAACGCUUCAGAAUGUACACAGCGAGGCAGCACAGUUAGUUUCCAGUUCCAUAUUUUCAUCAAUUCCUUCAAACAUGAUUGUCCAGACCUUCAAAGCAAAAGCCCUCCUUAAACUUGAAAUCUAUUUCUACCUUUUUGUUUUAAUUAUGUUUUACAAGUUUUUUUGUGAAUGUGGCUGAAAGUAAACCACAAAUAUUAAUUAUAUACUUUUUUUAAUUGAGUUAAAAUUUCAAGUUUAGAUGUUUGUGAAAAUGUAUCUCUUUCUCAGGAUGAUAAGCGGCAAUCAGUCCUGCUGUGUAGCCAGGAGCAGGAAAGGGGGGGGGGGGGGGGGGGAGGGUACAUUGGUGUAUAGUGAAACUAUAGAAAUAAGUAGUGUUUAUAGAAGAUGUUUAAUCAUAAAUGACAAAUAAUGACUACAGCAGCAUAAAGCCUAGGCUUUUCUAAGGGUCAUCACUGCCUUGCAUGCAAAGCAGUUUGUAGCUCAGGGAUCUAUAUUUAAACAAAUGACCCGUUGGAAAAACCAGCUUUAUGCUGAAAGCUUCUUUCAUGGACAAAUUUAGGGAUGACAAGUCAUGUACAUGUUACUUAAAAUAGCAGUGAUUCUUUGGUUUGAAUGUGAAUGUUUCCACUCAUCCACUCUCCUCAAUACAGGUUCUGUAUAAAUAUCCAAUCCUGGCUGCUAAUAGUGGAUGCAUAUACUACUUCUGACUUGUGCCUCAUUAAUUACUCAUUUACUCUGCCAUUCAACAGAAGGCUCUGCAUUGUCACCUUUCAUUAAAAUUGAGAACACCCACCCCCUCAAUUUCCACUGCUUCAAAAUCAUCUCAUAUGGUAAAAAUAUAAUUCACACUGCGAAGAGUUAACAUUUAUUUUUGUUUCAAAAAUGUAUUUCUCAUAUCCUAGUUACUACACAAUUUGGUUUACCUUACUGGCAUCAUUCAGACAUGGUAAUGUUAUUUUUCAAAUUGCUAUUGCAUUUGAUGCCAUUGUAAACAAUUAAGUGGGUUUCCUAAGGCAUUAUUGUCACAAAACCCUUAAAUACUUUUUAUUCUCCUGGGAUGGGUGCAUAGAUUGCAAUACUAUUGCCCAUUCCCAGAUGCCCAUGACAAGGUAGUGGCGAGCUACCACCUUCAACUGCCGCAAAGCAGGUUUUAUCCCCAUUACACUAGAAUAGCACAGGAACAGGCCCUUCAGCCCACUAUGCCUGUGCCAACCAUGGUGCCAAUCCAACUAAUACCAUAUGCCUACAUAUUGUCCAUAUCCCCAUAUUUACCUGUUCAUGUGCCUGUCUAAAUGUCUCAAACAUUGAUAUAUAUUUAUGACUGCGCUGGUACCAAUUUCCAGCAUCUACCAAUUUUGGUUAGGGUACCUCUCAGAUUUAAACAUUUCACUGACACUAUAACUUGCAUGUUAUGUUUAAAGAUCCAUCUAUCCACAUUGUAUUUUGGCUUUGUUUCAAAGCUAUUUAUAAUAUCAGCCAAAUAAUAGAUAAUAAACAUAAAGUAAAUAUUACAAAAUGACUUUGCAUGAAAAGAAUUAAAAAUAAUUAUAUUAUUUAGCAAAACAUGUUUGGCACCUAAAACAAGUCAUAACAUAUAGCAACAAACUUUGAAGGAAAGGAUUGAUAGAAGAUUGAUAAAUGUUUUGAUGUUUUAGUGUUUAUAAAUAAUUUAAACACUGCCGUAGAAGAAUGCCUUGAUAUCCCAAAUAUGUCCAUGAGAAAAGCACAGUAUCUCUGGAAAGCGCCAGUCAGUGGCACAAGGUACCAGAUUAUCUAAGUAACCGCUUCAUAUUGCCUAUUGUGAGUUGUGUUUUCUUUGAAUUGUGGAAUGUGUCUUGUAAUAGUUGAUGCAUAAUUUACACAAAUGACAGUGUGGAAAAACUACCUCAUGUGACAUCCUGUUGUUUAAUAAUGUCAUAAAGGGAUAAUGUGAAAUGUUGAUUUUUUUUUUGCUGUUUACAUGAAUGUGUUAAUUCAACACUCUAGUGUUCGAAUGCAUCACCGUUUUCAUUGCAGUCAUUAGCUGCAUCAAUUUAACCUGCAGAUUUAAAAUGAAACUUGGGUCAGAAUGUUUGUGCUCUGGAUAAAGCAGAUUGGUUCAGUGAACACAGCGAGUGGAGAUGAUGAGUAUCAGCCAUGUCAGUGGUGAAAGUUUGCUUAAUACAUCUUCACAUAAUGCUGUACAACUGAUGGUCUCGGCCUGAUAGAAGUUCAGCUGCAGAGCACAUGAUGAGAGCUGAUUGAAGUGUGCUUCAUUGCAGAUUGAAGUGUGUCAUUACUUGCAAAGCUGUUGCUGUACAUGUUUCAAACAUUCUGAUUACAAACAUGACUGAGAAACAGGGAACUAAAAUAGAACUGCAGUAAUCACUAAACAUCCUGCAUCUUUUCUGGAGAAAUCAGCAAGAAUCCUCUGCCAAGUUCAGAUCUGGCUCAGUCUGUUGAGAAAAUGCCAUCCUCUCCCCAAACCAAUCCUUUGCUCUUGUUCAAAAAAUGAAGUUUGCCCAGGAAAAAAGAUCUGAGUAGAGCUGAUGCAUCAUCAACUCAGAGUGAGUGAGUCAUCUCUAUAAUUUGCCAUCCACUUUAAUUCAGGUUAACUCCAGACAGAUUCCCCAGCUACAUGACAUUUUAGUUCUCCAAAUUGAACCGUCAAUAAAGUGUGAAACAGCCACUUUUUGUGAUGAAAACAUCCCCUCAUAAAUGGUUUACAAAUUGUUUAGACUGUCUGAGUUAUCAUAAAUAAAUUAUUGUCACACAGCAUGGAAACAGGCUCUUCCGUCCAAUGCCAACCAAGGUACCCCACUGGUCUGUGUUUGGC